This is a messenger RNA of Phytomonas sp. Hart1, 751 nucleotides long. Lineage: Eukaryota; Euglenozoa; Kinetoplastea; Trypanosomatida; Trypanosomatidae. The record is from the annotation of a GenBank genome assembly.
CUAUUUAGAUUAUUCCUUAUAAAUUUUCGCUACUUUAACAUCACGCAACCACCUCGAGAUAUAUUGUUAUAAUGUCCACAACCUACGAAGAGUUUUCUUCCAAGCUCGACCGCCUGGAUGCCGAGUUUUCGAAGAAGAUGGAGGAGCAGAACAAAAAGUUCUUCGCCGAUAAACCAGACGAGUCAGCGCUUUCACCCGAGAUGAGGGAACACUAUGAAAAGUUUGAAAAGAUGAUUCAGGAGCACACCGACAAGUUCAAUAAAAAAAUGCACGAACAUUCUGACCACUUCAAGCAAAAGUUUGCUGAGCUUCUUGAGCAACAAAAACUUGCACAGUUCCCCUCUAAGUAAAGAAAUUUAAGGAGGAAGACAAUUGUGGUUUUAUCUUAGGAUCAUGUUUUUAUUAAUUCUCCUACAUUGAAAAAAACCAAUGAUCGCUUCCGAAUUGUAAUGAACUUCUCAAACUUCUAAUAUUAUUACUCUGUUUUCAAAUGGAAGACUGAUAAAGACUACACUUCAUAGUUCUUUUUACAGUGUUGUGUAAUCGGGAUAUGUGAACACACAAGCUAAUGCUUAAAUUUGCUGUUUGCUUUUCCCACCUUGAUGUAUAAUACGAUCCAUAAAAAAAAAAUAACCCGGCAUUCGAAUCUACUCAUCGGGUUAUUAUCAUUAUUGUGGCUAUUUAUGAAUUGAUGUCUUAUUAUUUUUUCUACUUAUAAAAAUAGGCCAAACUUAUUCCUUAUGUGAUGCAU